CAAACUCUCUGGCAGCCAAGCGUCCGGCCAGAGAGUGCCAGUGAGCAGCACAGGCCACCACUCUGCCACCAGUACACCAGUGCCCACCACCCAUGGAGCCCCGGCCUCUCCUCCUGCUCCUUGGCCUGUGCUCAGCUGGCCUCGUCCAGGGCUCCGAACAUGAGACCCGUCUGGUGGCAAAGCUAUUUAAAGACUACAGCAGUGUGGUCCGGCCAGUGGAAGACCACCACCAGGCUGUGGAGGUCACCGUGGGCCUGCAGCUGAUACAGCUCAUCAAUGUGGAUGAAGUAAAUCAGAUCGUGACAACCAAUGUUCGUCUGAAACAGCAAUGGGUGGAUUACAACCUAAAAUGGAAUCCAGACGACUACGGCGGUGUGAAAAAGAUUCACGUUCCCUCGGAGAAGAUCUGGCGCCCGGACAUUGUUCUGUACAACAAUGCAGAUGGUGACUUUGCCAUUGUCAAGUUCACCAAAGUGCUCCUGGACUACACUGGCCACAUCACAUGGACACCACCGGCCAUCUUUAAAAGCUACUGUGAGAUCAUUGUCACCCACUUUCCCUUUGACGAACAGAACUGCAGCAUGAAGCUGGGCACCUGGACCUACGACGGCUCUGUGGUGGCCAUCAACCCGGAAAGCGACCAGCCUGACCUGAGCAACUUCAUGGAGAGCGGGGAAUGGGUAAUCAAGGAGUCCCGGGGCUGGAAGCACUGGGUGUUCUACUCCUGCUGCCCCAACACCCCCUACCUGGACAUCACCUACCACUUCGUCAUGCAGCGCCUGCCCCUCUACUUCAUCGUCAAUGUCAUCAUCCCCUGCCUGCUCUUCUCCUUCCUGACUGGCCUGGUGUUCUACCUGCCCACAGACUCAGGGGAAAAGAUGACUCUGAGCAUCUCUGUCUUACUGUCCUUGACCGUGUUCCUUCUGGUCAUCGUGGAGCUGAUCCCUUCCACCUCCAGCGCCGUGCCCUUGAUUGGAAAAUAUAUGUUGUUCACCAUGGUGCUUGUCAUCGCGUCCAUCAUCAUCACCGUCAUCGUCAUCAACACGCACCACCGCUCACCCAGCACCCACGUCAUGCCCGAGUGGGUGCGGAAGGUUUUUAUUCACACUAUCCCAAAUAUCAUGUUUUUCUCCACAAUGAAAAGACCCUCCAGAGAAAAACAAGACAAAAAGAUUUUUACAGAAGACUUUGAUAUUUCCGACAUUUCUGGGAAGCCAGGGCCUCCGCCCAUGGGUUUCCAUUCUCCCUUGAUCAAACACCCAGAGGUGAAAAGUGCCAUCGAGGGCGUCAAAUACAUCGCAGAGACCAUGAAGUCAGACCAGGAGUCCAAUAACGCGGCUGAGGAGUGGAAGUAUGUUGCGAUGGUGAUGGACCACAUUCUCCUCGGAGUCUUCAUACUUGUCUGUAUCAUCGGAACCCUAGCCGUGUUUGCAGGUCGGCUCAUUGAAUUAAAUCAGCAAGGAUAAGCGGGAGCUGAGAUGAGCCUAGCUCUGCCCCAGGAUCGGCCACAGCAGAGAGAGGCAGGAAAGAGAGAAAGAUUUGUCUACCUUGAUACACUCUCACUCAUCAAAUGUGUCAUUUUCUGUGCUUGUUAUUAAUGAUAAUGAUUUACGUUUACAUACGGCAUGGCUUCAAAUUGUUUUCACAUUGCUUCUCCCUUCAAUCCUGCAGUGUCUUAAUGGAGAGGAACCCUUUUGGGUGAAUGAAACUGGAUUGCUAAAAGAAGUGUUCCUUUCCCAAUGGCAUCUGAAGAAUUUUUCCCAGUAUAAACAAGGUUUUCUGCUGCA
Molecule: messenger RNA, 1787 nt
Organism: Cynocephalus volans (Philippine flying lemur)
Lineage: Eukaryota; Metazoa; Chordata; Mammalia; Dermoptera; Cynocephalidae
Gene: CHRNA1
Product: cholinergic receptor nicotinic alpha 1 subunit
Exons: 9
Coding region: 93-1466 (457 amino acids)
Biological process (GO): nervous system process; signal transduction; monoatomic ion transmembrane transport
Cellular component (GO): neuron projection; plasma membrane; synapse
Molecular function (GO): acetylcholine-gated monoatomic cation-selective channel activity; transmembrane signaling receptor activity
Source: RefSeq, a predicted model, not a curated record